Messenger RNA from Delphinapterus leucas (beluga whale), 4597 nucleotides. It is a transcript of the gene PFKFB3, whose product is annotated as 6-phosphofructo-2-kinase/fructose-2,6-biphosphatase 3. Gene Ontology annotation, molecular function: 6-phosphofructo-2-kinase activity; fructose-2,6-bisphosphate 2-phosphatase activity; ATP binding. Gene Ontology annotation, biological process: fructose 2,6-bisphosphate metabolic process; fructose metabolic process. NCBI's taxonomy places the organism in Eukaryota, Metazoa, Chordata, Mammalia, Artiodactyla, Monodontidae. Gene Ontology annotation, cellular component: cytosol. The record is from RefSeq and is a predicted model, not a curated record.
GCCUGCAGGGGGCGCCAGCAGGCUGUCUCCUGGCUGGGCCACCCUCCUUCCACGUGAAAGGGGGAUGGAACACGAGGAAUGCGUCCCCGCCCCGGGGCUGACGUGUGCGUCUCUGCCGGCCCGGAUUCUUAAAAGCCCGGGAGGAGCGCUGGGCAUCCCAGCAGAGCCAGAGAGGAGGUGAGUUGUUGUGGACCGCGGCGCACUCGAGCCAGCGCACAGGGACCGCGGCUGUCACGGCGCUCCGAGCAUCCCGGGGCUUCCCGAGCGGAAGAGUCCAUCCCUGCGGGAGCUGCGGGUGCAGCCCCAGCCCUCCCGCUCCUCUCUGGGAGCCUCACGCCUCGGGCGAGCGUCCGUGAUUUAGCACAAAGCACGUGUCCAAACAGCCGCGCUCUCACGCACGCACCCCCCCCCCCCUUUGUUUCGGGGGGUCGCCAGACCGCUCUCCUCCCCAAGUCCGAAUUCUUCAGAAGGGGCGGAGGGCCGCCGAGUCUCGGCUGAGAAGAUGCCCCUGGAGCUGACUCAGAGUCGGGUGCAGAAGAUCUGGAUCCCGGUCGACCACCGCCCCUCGUUGCCCAGAUCCUGUGGGCCGAAGCUCACCAACUCCCCAACGGUGAUUGUCAUGGUGGGCCUCCCAGCCCGGGGGAAGACGUACAUCUCCAAGAAGCUGACCCGCUACCUCAACUGGAUUGGCGUCCCCACGAAAGUGUUCAACGUGGGCGAGUACCGCCGGGAGGCCGUGAAGCAGUACAGCUCCUACAACUUCUUCCGCCCCGACAAUGAGGAGGCCAUGAAAGUCCGCAAGCAGUGUGCGCUGGCUGCCUUGAGAGAUGUCAAAAGUUACCUGACGAAGGAAGGGGGCCAAAUUGCAGUUUUCGACGCCACCAAUACUACUAGAGAGAGGAGACACAUGAUCCUUCAUUUUGCCAAAGAAAAUGAUUUCAAGGUGUUUUUCAUUGAGUCUGUGUGUGAUGAUCCUACAGUUGUGGCCUCCAACAUCAUGGAAGUGAAAAUCUCCAGCCCGGAUUACAAAGACUGCAACUCAGCAGAAGCUAUGGACGACUUCAUGAAGAGAAUUAAUUGCUAUGAAGCCAGCUACCAGCCCCUCGACCCCGAUAAAUGUGACAGGGACCUGUCCCUGAUCAAGGUGAUCGAUGUGGGCCGGCGGUUCCUGGUGAACAGGGUCCAGGACCACAUCCAGAGCCGCAUCGUGUACUACCUGAUGAACAUCCACGUGCAGCCCCGCACCAUCUACCUAUGCCGGCACGGGGAGAGCGAGCACAACCUCCAGGGCAAGAUCGGCGGGGACUCGGGCCUGUCCAGCAGGGGCAGGAAGUUCGCCAGUGCCCUGAGCAAGUUUGUGGAGGAGCAGAACCUGAAGGACCUCAGGGUGUGGACCAGCCAGCUGAAGAGCACCAUCCAGACGGCAGAGGCCCUGCAGCUCCCCUACGAGCAGUGGAAGGCGCUCAACGAGAUUGAUGCCGGUGUCUGUGAGGAGAUGACCUAUGAGGAGAUCAAAGACACCUACCCCGAGGAGUACGCGCUACGCGAGCAGGACAAGUACUACUACCGCUACCCCACCGGGGAGUCCUACCAGGACCUGGUCCAGCGCCUGGAGCCGGUGAUCAUGGAGCUGGAGCGGCAGGAGAACGUGCUGGUCAUCUGCCACCAGGCCGUCCUGCGCUGCCUCCUGGCCUACUUCCUGGACAAGAGUGCAGAGGAGAUGCCCUACCUGAAGUGCCCCCUUCAUGCGGUCUUGAAGCUGACGCCUGUCGCUUACGGCUGCCGAGUAGAAUCCAUCUAUCUGAACGUGGAGUCCGUGAGCACGCAUCGGGAGAGGUCAGAGGAUGCAAAGAAGGGACCUAACCCGCUCAUGAGACGCAAUAGUGUCACCCCACUAGCCAGCCCCGAGCCCACCAAAAAGCCUCGCAUCAACAGCUUUGAGGAGCAUGUGGCCUCUACCUCCGCUGCCCUGCCCACCUGCCUGCCCCCGGAGGUGCCCACGCAGCUGCCCGGACAACCUUUGCUAGGGAAAGCCUGUUUCAGAACAUGAAAGGCUCCCCGAGCGGCGCAGAGGCCUCCAGGACGCACUGACGCAGCCCCGCCCGGCGCCCCGCCCUUUCGCUCCCGCAGCUUUGCUCCUGCCCUUCUGUCUGCCCAAGGCCAGCGAUCCCGAGGACAUCUCCCGGAGGGCGGCGUGGAGGAGGGGCUGCUGCUCCAGGAGGACCGGGCCCCCGCCUGCCUGCGCUCCCCUGGCCUUCGGGCCACGCGCCCCACGGACCCCUUGAGGCCCGGGAAGGACGAUGUGCAGUGGAGGCGGGACGGCGGCGCCUCCCCGUGGGCUUGUUCAUCUCGUUUCUGGACCUUCCCUGCUGCGGAGAUGACACUGCCCCGAGUCCUAACCUUAAAAGGGGCCUGGAUCUCAGCUGCUGAAGGUUAAGAGACACUGAAGACUUUCAGAAGGCUCUUGGUGCCUCUCGGCCUGGACGUUGCCUCCUGCAGGGAGCCCUCGGCCCGUGCUAGGUUGGGGUCGGCCGGGAGAGCCCGGAGCUGGACCUGCUGGUCAGCCAGGCAGCGACCCUCCGCGUGUCGCUCACCCUCCCGGGUGUGUGUCCUGUCUCUGAAGAUGGUGUGGGACCGUCUAGCUGCGGAGGCAGGAGGAAAUACGUUGCCGAAAGAAAACCGGGGCCUCGCCUCCCAGGGAAGGCUCCUGCCUGGAUUCGAGGCGCCUGGGACACGGCUCUCCCGGGGCUGCUGGCUCGUGCACUUUUUUUAUGGCAGAGUGUGACCUGAAAGUCACACCUUCAGGAACUUAGAUGUUUGCAUUUUGCGCCCUUGGGGUUGGAGCUCUGAAAGUAUGUGGGAGUUGGGCAGCCUGUGGGGAGGGGAGGGACCCCUCACCCCGUAAAACGGCCGGGGAACGAGGGCCUGGCCUCCUCCUUUGGGGCCUUCAUCACCUCCUGUGUUUCCCUGGUGGGGCCAGUGGCCCAAGCCAGGCCUCGCUCGCGGCCACUUCCUCUGAGAGCCUGGCUGUCCGCUGUCUCCUGACAGGAUUCAGCUCCGUUCCCUACGCUUGUCAAGCGUCUGCUGUGUGCCCAGCAUGGAGCUGGGUGCCUUGGGAGAUUCUGGAGGAGAGAAUGUCCUCGUUUGCCUUCAUGGCACCUGUGGCAUUUUGGGGGCGUGGUUCAAGGCAGGGCUUGUGAACACGUGGUUCUAAACACCUGUAGUUUCCGCCUGCGGGUUUUCCUCUGAGGCCUCCGAGGACUGGGGGAGGGGGGGUGUUUAGGCCCAGGAGGAUGGAUUUGGGCUCAGCAGUAGAGUUUGUCCAAAUGACCCUUUUCAGGAUUUCUGAAAGCCGGUGCCAAAGGUCACCUUCCCUUCCCUUCCUGCCUUCUGCUUUGGGGUCCCACAUCUUUACCCCUCUUAGCUUGUGCAGUAGUCACUGGGGGUAGAGGCAGGGGCGUCUAGACAGCUGGAGCUGGGAGUGGGGAGAGGAGCUGUUUUGGGGUUUUUGUUUGAGAGGAGCUCGUAGAAAAAUGCACGUUCCUCUGGUUGGGAGAAAUGGGAACACCAUUCAGACACCCUACAAUCAGGUUUGUGGGUUUCACACAAAACCAUUCAAAUCCUCCCUUCCCUUAACUGGCCAUCUUCCCAAGACGAUGUCUCUCUCUACAUUCCGUGCAAGACUGGUUACUUUCUCACUUUCUCGCUGUCUUGUCAGACGUGUGUGUGUGUGUGUGUAGGUUUGUGUUUUUAGACGGAGGGGCCUGCAGCUCUGCUCUUGAGAAUGGCUCUCUUAUGUCCACCUUUUGGUUCCUUCUCUGGUUGUCGGAGCUGACCUUGAAUUUUGACUCUUCUGGCUGGUCUGAGUGGGGUCUUCGUGAAGGUGUGUCCCCCCUUGCCUCUGACUGCCCGAAAUCAGUGCAUCCACAAAGGAUGCGCUUGGCCUAACCCGGGACCUUGGUUUUCAGGAGCCCCAGUGGGGAGAGAGAACAUCAAUACGGGCGGGGAGGGGAGAUGGGGAGAGGGCGGAGGCUGGGAGACUGGAGACCAGGGGCCUGACAUCUGAGGAGGGAGGAGGUGGACAAGGGUGUGUCUGAGCCACGGUCUCAGGGCUUCUGCAACGCCGACCAUUGACUCUCACUCCCUCACCCCCCGGAAAACAUCUGGGACCAAUAUUUUUAACUUUGCAUGUUUGUUUUGGGGGCAGGCUCACCCCUCUCCUCCUUCUGUCCUGAGACUGUGGGCGAAGCUCUUCGUUUGGGGGCGGGGGGGAAGAAAGACUGUUGGAACCACGCCAAUGACGUUUUCGUUUCUAAUACUUGAAAUUUAUUUUUUUAUUAUUUUGAUAGCAGAUGUGCUAUUUAUUUAUUUAAUAAGUAUAAGGGAUCCUGAAGACAGAAAGCUGUAUAGUUUGGGUCUUGUUAGUUGGUUGGCUUGGGGGCCUUUUACGUGUGAUUUCUGACUUCUCUGUUCUGUAUACAUUUGUCUGAAUUAAUUACCCGGGAUGAAGCUGUGCCAGCUUUCAAACAGGGGAUGCCUGUCGGAAAUUUGUAUAUUUUGCAGUUGCCAGAACAAUAAAAUACCUGGUUGAAAUACA